AUGACAUCAAACGUGUCUCAUCCGUACUAUCCACUGGGCUUGGAAGUGCCCCACUACAAGGAAAACAGUCUCGGGCUUGCCGUCACACCAAUUACUCUGGGCUCCUUCGUUGUUAUCUUCGUGUGUUUCUGGAAGUUCGUGAAGCAGGACCGGUUUAACCGUCUCCUAGGAUCAUGGGAGAAGGCUGCGUUGUGCUGGUGGGGGUUAUGUGGUUGCAUCCACGUGAUCAUGGAGGGGUACAUCAGUAUGAAUAGCAGCAACUUUCCCGGAGACAACAACUUAUUGGCACAAAUGUGGAAAGAGUACACAAAGGGAGAUAGCAGAUAUGUGCAGUCCGAUGCCUGUAUUAUAAUCAUGGAGGGACUGACGGCAUGGAUAGAAGGUCCCGGAUGUUUCUUCAUCAUGUGGGCGUUCCUAAACAGACACCCAAUGCGUCACGUGCUCCAGUUCGGAGUCUCCAUUGGUCAAUUCUACGGUACACUUCUGUACUUCUUCACCGAGAUGUUCGACGGUCUAUCCCACGGUCCCCGGUUCCAUCCUCUGUACUUCUGGUUUUACUUCUUCGGGAUGAACUCACCAUGGCUGGUGGUGCCUCCAAUCCUAAUCUAUCAGUCCUGGAAGCAACUCAACCUGGCCCAGCGGCUCCUGGACAAAGAGACUGGAUUCAACCCAGUAAAAGGUGGUAUCUCAAAACGAAAAUAG
Asterias rubens (European starfish) is the source of this 702-nucleotide messenger RNA. RefSeq names its product 3-beta-hydroxysteroid-Delta(8),Delta(7)-isomerase-like. Gene Ontology annotation, molecular function: cholestenol delta-isomerase activity; C-8 sterol isomerase activity; steroid Delta-isomerase activity. Gene Ontology annotation, cellular component: endoplasmic reticulum; membrane. NCBI's taxonomy places the organism in Eukaryota, Metazoa, Echinodermata, Asteroidea, Forcipulatida, Asteriidae. Gene Ontology annotation, biological process: cholesterol biosynthetic process. The record is from RefSeq and is a predicted model, not a curated record. The transcript is spliced from 4 exons. The coding region runs from base 1 to 702 and encodes 233 amino acids.